Molecule: messenger RNA, 2073 nt
Organism: Anopheles maculipalpis
Lineage: Eukaryota; Metazoa; Arthropoda; Insecta; Diptera; Culicidae
Product: sodium-coupled monocarboxylate transporter 1-like
Exons: 3
Coding region: 1-1965 (654 amino acids)
Biological process (GO): sodium ion transport; transmembrane transport
Cellular component (GO): membrane
Molecular function (GO): symporter activity
Source: RefSeq, a predicted model, not a curated record
AUGGCAAGGAAUUUUAUGGACCUGAUCUGGGACUAUGCGGUGUUUAUCGUGUUUAUCAUAUUCUCAACGCUGUUCCCGCUGUGGGGCCGCUUCUUCGGCAAGAAGGAGAAAACCAAGGCGGAUUAUGUGUUCGGACUCGGCACGAUAUCGAUGGGUGCGAUGAUGCUGUCGAUCGCUCGUGGAACUCUUGGCGUACGAUCGUUUCUGGGCUACCCGAGCGAACUGUUCUACCGCGGCUCGGCGAUGUGGGAAACGUUGUACGGUAUGGUGUCUGCCUAUCCGGUCGUAUGCUUCAUCUUCAUCCCGGUGUACUUCAAUCUGGGCGUAACGUCCGUGUACCAGUAUCUGGAUCUGCGCUUCAACAGCCGUCUGGUGCGAUGUUUGGCGUCGGGAACGUACAUCGUUCGUUCGCUGCUCAAUCUCGGCGUCACGGUGUACACACCGACCGUGGCCAUGAACACUGUUAUCGGCGUACCGUACUGGGCAUCGCUAAUCGGUAUAUCGGCUAUCAGCAUCGGGUUCAAUUUGUUGGGCGGUUUGAAGGCGGCAAUCACGGCGGAUGUCAUACAGGGCGUCACUAUGAUCUUGAUUUCGUUGGGCAUUAUCAUCCAGUCGAUGGUUUCUGCUGGAGGAUUCGAGAAGAUAUUCACGAUACCAGCUGAAGAUGGUCGUAUGGAAUUCUUCAACUUUACCGGCGAUGCUACGGUUCGCGUGGAUACUACCUCCGCCUGGCUUGGACAGCUGUUUAUGUCGCUGAGCAUUUUUGGAUGUCAGCAGAAUUUCGUCCAGCGUUAUCUUAGCAUGAGCACAUUCAAGGAGGUACGCCGUACGCUGAUGAGCAACAUCCCGGUAGUUAUUGUGCUGUUCUGUCUGGCGUGGAUCGUUGGCAUGGGUGUGUACUCGGUGUACGCUGUGUGCGAUCCGAUGAAGGCCGGCUACAUCAACAAGAUGGACGAAAUUUUGCCAUUCUUUGUGGAGGACAAGUUUGCCUACCUUCCAGGCGUGUUGGGCAUCUUUAUGGCGUCGCUGUUUAACGGUGCACUCAGUCUUAACGUUUCGAAUCUCAACUCGUUGGCCACUGUCACGUGGGAGGACUUUCUGUCCCAGCUGCCCCGGUUCAAGGGCAUCAGCGACAAGCAGCAGUUGAAUGUGAUCAAGUUCAUCGGUUCGAUAUACGGUGUGGUGGUGAUGGGUGUCGGUUUCUCCGUUGGACUGCUGUCGGGAGUUAUCGAGAGCAGUAUGCUGAUGACAUCGGCCACAUCGGGACCACUGCUCGGUGUGUUUUUGCUCGCAAUGUUGGUGCCGAUCGCAAACUGGAAGGGAGCCGCCUGUGGUAUGAUCGUUUCGCACAUCAUCACUCUUUGGAUAACGUUCGGCAGCUUAACAGUCUCGAAGGAGGCCAUACUGCUACCUACUACAAUUGAUGGCUGCACAAAUGACACAUUCUCUUCGGGUAUUACAAAACCCACUAAAUCGUGGCUACUCGCAAACACUCCUCUCGAGGUGGAGUCUGAAUUUCCUUACUUCGACACCACAACGCAAACCCCAGACCCAGCCACGGUUGGAUUCCCGGAAAAUAUCUACUCAGUGUCGUACAUGUACUACAGCUUGAUCGGUACCUUCCUUACUGUCGUCGUGGGUACGCUUGUGAGCGUGCUGACAUCGCACACCGACGAUGCGUACGAUCGCCAACUGCUGCACCCGAUCGCUUACCACUGCAGCAAGAUAUUCCCCGGCAAGGAACGGCGCUACAUCACCAACCCGGAAAUUCGGCCCAAGGAUGUGGAAUCACCGGACAGCAGCAGCACGAAAAAGUCACCCCUCGAGGAGCUCGAACGGGACAAUCUGGGUUUCGAUACGGUGUCGGAACAGUCUGGUGUGACGGUGGUGAGCAUUGAUCCCCUACCGCCAAAGUUGGACAGGCCAGAGGUGUACCGCAAGCAUGACACCGAAGCCGACCACUGAGAUGGGCUGCCAAAUGACGGCGAAUCGCUCCUCGCAAGCGUAAUGAUACACUUUUCAAGACUGUGAUAAACUCAGCGAACCUUACCGAUUACGUGCACACAACCCUAG